Messenger RNA from Mastomys coucha (southern multimammate mouse), 3068 nucleotides. RefSeq names its product transforming growth factor beta 2 (gene Tgfb2). The coding region runs from base 525 to 1769 and encodes 414 amino acids. Gene Ontology annotation, molecular function: type II transforming growth factor beta receptor binding; cytokine activity; type III transforming growth factor beta receptor binding. NCBI's taxonomy places the organism in Eukaryota, Metazoa, Chordata, Mammalia, Rodentia, Muridae. The transcript is spliced from 7 exons. Gene Ontology annotation, cellular component: extracellular region. Gene Ontology annotation, biological process: regulation of cell population proliferation; SMAD protein signal transduction; transforming growth factor beta receptor signaling pathway. The record is from RefSeq and is a predicted model, not a curated record.
UGAACAUCUCACUUAGAGCCCGGCGCAGCCCCGGCCGCCGCUCAGCGCUCCCCCGCCGCCCUGCGUGCCUCCUGCCAGCCCCCGGAGCUUCUCGUCUCUUCCCUUUUGGCCGGAGGAUCGGAGUUCAGAUCAGCCACUCCGCACCCGAGCCUGACACACUGAACUCCAUUUCUUCCUCUUAAGUUUAUUUCUACUUCAGAGCCACUCACCCUCCCCCUUCCAGGAGGGGAAAAAAAAAAACCAAAAAACAAACCUUUCUUACUCCUUAAAGUGAGAGAUCCCCCCCCCCCGCGCCCCAGCAUCGCAUAUUAAUAUCUCCACGUUGGGAACGCGUUGCAUUUUCUUUUUUAAAGGAAUCCCAGGCAGGGACGUUUUUUCUAUUGAGCACUGACUUUCGACUGCUUUGCAAAAGUUUCGUAUUAAAAACAACGCUACCUGACCCGCUCUGAGAAUUACUAGCUUCUUUUUAUAUAUUUUUUUUCUUACUUUAAACAACAACAGCCACGUUUCUUCCUUUUAAAAACAUGCACUACUGUGUGCUGAGAACCUUUUUGCUCCUGCAUCUGGUCCCGGUGGCGCUUAGUCUGUCUACCUGCAGCACCCUCGACAUGGACCAGUUUAUGCGCAAGAGGAUCGAGGCCAUCCGCGGGCAGAUCCUGAGCAAGCUGAAGCUCACCAGCCCCCCGGAAGACUAUCCGGAGCCGGAUGAGGUCCCCCCGGAGGUGAUUUCCAUCUACAACAGUACUAGGGACUUACUGCAGGAGAAGGCAAGCAGGAGGGCAGCCGCCUGCGAGCGCGAGCGGAGCGACGAGGAGUACUACGCCAAGGAGGUUUAUAAAAUCGACAUGCCGUCCCACUUCCCCUCCGAAAAUGCCAUCCCGCCCACUUUCUACAGACCCUACUUCAGAAUCGUCCGCUUUGAUGUCUCAACCAUGGAGAAAAAUGCUUCGAAUCUGGUGAAGGCAGAGUUCAGGGUCUUCCGCUUGCAGAACCCCAAAGCCAGAGUGGCCGAACAACGGAUUGAACUGUACCAGAUCCUUAAAUCCAAAGACUUAACAUCUCCCACCCAGCGCUACAUCGACAGCAAGGUUGUGAAAACCAGAGCGGAGGGUGAAUGGCUCUCCUUCGAUGUGACGGAUGCCGUGCAGGAGUGGCUCCACCACAAAGACAGGAACCUGGGGUUUAAAAUAAGUUUACACUGUCCCUGCUGCACCUUUGUACCGUCUAAUAAUUACAUCAUCCCCAAUAAAAGCGAAGAGCUUGAGGCGAGAUUCGCAGGUAUUGAUGGCACCUCUACCUAUGCCAGUGGUGAUCAGAAAACUAUAAAGUCCACUAGGAAAAAAACCAGUGGGAAGACCCCACAUCUCCUGCUAAUGUUGUUGCCCUCCUACAGACUGGAGUCUCAACAAUCCAGCCGGCGGAAGAAGCGGGCGUUGGAUGCCGCCUACUGCUUUAGAAAUGUGCAGGAUAAUUGCUGCCUUCGCCCUCUCUACAUUGAUUUUAAGAGAGAUCUUGGAUGGAAAUGGAUCCAUGAACCCAAAGGGUACAAUGCUAACUUCUGUGCUGGGGCAUGCCCAUAUCUAUGGAGUUCAGACACUCAACACACCAAAGUCCUCAGCCUGUACAAUACCAUAAAUCCCGAAGCUUCUGCUUCCCCUUGCUGUGUGUCCCAGGACCUGGAACCUCUGACCAUCCUCUACUACAUUGGCAAUACACCCAAAAUCGAACAGCUUUCCAACAUGAUUGUCAAGUCUUGUAAAUGCAGCUAAAGUCCUCGGGAAAGCCAGGACAGGAAAAUCACGGUGACAAUGAGAUAUGACGACGACGACGAAGACGACGACGACGACGAUGACGACGACGAUGACGAUGACGAUGAUGAUGAUGAUGAUGAUGAUGUUCAUGACAGGAGGGAGUUUUGAUUCAUCAGUGUUUAAGAAAAAAAUUGGAGAAAAAAAAUCGGUACUAGUUCAAACAUUUUGCAAGCUUGUGUUCUGUUUGUUAAAACUGGCAUCUGAGAUUACAGCAACAACCACCACAAAAAUGGAAGGCGUUAGCCUGCAUCUCACCUACUUCCUGAGAGACACAAAAGAGAAAACAUCUUUUUUUUUUUUUUAAAGGAAAAAAAAUAAACACUGGAAGAAUUUGUUAGUGUUAAUUAUGUGAAAGAAAAACAAAACACAACAGGAAAAUCCGUUCAGUGGAGUCGUACGUAUCGUUUCCACCCUACACUUCACCCCACGCCUCCUGGUUCCUCUGUGUUGCUCUGCAGUGGUGCCCUCCCCGUCCCUUCCUCCAAGCUAACAGUGGGUUAUUUAUUGUGUGUUACUAUAUAAUGAACCUCUCAUUGCCCUUGGAAAACAAAACAGGUGUAUAAAUGGAGACCAAAUACUUUGCCACAAACUCAUGGAUGGCUUAAGGAAUUUGAACUCAAAUAAGCCAGAGGCGAAGGAGGUCAUACUGGAUGACCCCCUGUGAGUCGUUAUAGGACCGAGCAAGUCUGCAGGAAAAAUCAAAGCCCCAGGAAACACGUGUUGUGCACCGCACGCCUGCCAAAGCUUCGUGGACGUCCAUACGCCCAGAAGGCCUGUUAACAAAGAGAACUUGGAAUCAGUGGGAAUCUAGAAGAUUGGUUUGUUUUUUUUUUCCUUUUAAUUGUAAAUGGUUUUUUGCCAGUUUAAGCAAGCCGGUGUAACGUUGACCUGUUUUGAUGAUGUGUAUUGUCAGACUUUUGACCGUGAAGUGGCUGUUGAGCUACAAUACAGGUUUUUUUUCCUUUGUCUUGGUAUGUGUAAUGACAUGGAUAUCAUUAAAAUAGACAGGUCUAGAAGCCAGCAUGAUUGAAAACACACUGCAGAUCUUUUUACAAACUAUUAAAUCAAAAUAGUAACUACUUUACAUGUAAUGUGUAGAUCUUACCACAUUUUUAAUAUUCUGUAAUAAUGAUUAUGAUUUAGAUUGAACUUAAAUUUGGACUCUUUUUUUUUUUUUUAAAUGAUCAUUUGGAUUGUAUGUUUGUUUCUUUUAGCUGGCCAGUACCUUUGAAUAAAACCCCUAGAUUUUGACUUGCA